Suillus discolor is the source of this 1248-nucleotide messenger RNA. RefSeq names its product peptidase C14, caspase domain-containing protein. The record is from RefSeq and is a predicted model, not a curated record. The coding region runs from base 1 to 1248 and encodes 415 amino acids. Lineage: Eukaryota; Fungi; Basidiomycota; Agaricomycetes; Boletales; Suillaceae. Gene Ontology annotation, biological process: proteolysis. Gene Ontology annotation, molecular function: cysteine-type endopeptidase activity. The transcript is spliced from 15 exons.
AUGUCUGAGUCUUUGAGCCAAGGCGUAUCCCGCAAAGGCAGGAAGAAGGCACUACUCAUCGCGGUGAUGCAUGUAAUGGGGAUCGAUAUUCCGCUCCCCCACACACACGAUGAUGUACAAGAGUUCAAAAAACUUCUUAUUGACCAGUAUGGCUACGCUGAAGAUGAUAUUGUGAUGUUGGUGGACAACCGCCAAUUGCACAAAUCGUUUUUGCCUUCCGAAGUCAAUAUUCUCAAGAAAAUCCAAUGGCUCGUUGAGGAUGUUGGAGAGCACGACAGACUGGCAUUCUACUACUCGGGUCACGGCGGACAGACUAUCUGCCACCAUGAUAGUGAAGUUGAUGGUCAAGAUGAAGCUAUCUAUGAACAUAAUGGUGGCAAGAUUAUCGACAAUGUCCUGAAGCAGCAUCUGGUGGAACCAGUGUUGAAAGCGAAGGGUUGUCAAUUGUUCGCUGUGUUCGAUUGCUGUCAUUCCGGAACUAUCCUCGACCUCAAGCAUUCUAACUGCUGCUUUCCAUCACCGUCCCCUGUUAAACCCGUUGUGACCUCCAGCCAGCAAAGCGACAUGGAUGCAAGUCGAGCACCCCUCGUUGAGAAAUGGUCAUGGUUGUCGAAAAAAUAUCAUAUUUCCCUCCCGCUUCCCGUUUUCGACAUUGCAUUGAUAGGGCUUGUAAACCGUGUCAUGUUGCAUCUUCACAAUCACGCCGCGAGAAUACUGAAGGUCUUUCUCUCGAGCACACCACCUUGUGCCAAUGAAAUCAAUGGAUCUGUGCAGACUGCACCUUCAAGACCACCAGUCUCAGUCGAUACUGGCUUUGUUCCUCAGUCUCGCUGGCUCACGUCUCCACAUCGGACUGCGAUGUCACCCAUCUCAAUGUACCCAAAUGCCAGAUGCAACGGUACUUGUGUCAUGACUGCAGAAGAAGAGAAUCAAGGUCGUGUUGUGUGCCUGUCAGCUUGCAAAGACAGCGAAGAGGCACAUGACGAUAAUAUGACAGGUGCGACUUUCACAAAGUUUUUAAUUUCUUCACUGAGGAAGAACUCCAGUAUUUCUUACCGGGGCUUACUUGACAAUGUUAAGUCUCAAGUUGCCGACCUUGAGCAAACGAGGUUAGCAGUGAUGUGGAGAAAGACUUUUGGCCGCUUUCCGGUCCGAAGGAAACAAUUCGAGGUCACAUCGGAAAGUUCAAUCAACCGGAAAGGCUUAACUCAAGAACCUCGAGACUGGGACAAGAAGGUUUCAAUCUAA